Molecule: messenger RNA, 3491 nt
Organism: Branchiostoma floridae (Florida lancelet)
Lineage: Eukaryota; Metazoa; Chordata; Leptocardii; Amphioxiformes; Branchiostomatidae
Product: very long-chain acyl-CoA synthetase-like
Exons: 13
Coding region: 111-1976 (621 amino acids)
Molecular function (GO): long-chain fatty acid transmembrane transporter activity; long-chain fatty acid-CoA ligase activity
Source: RefSeq, a predicted model, not a curated record
UCACUACACGCUGCCGAAGGUCGGUGUGAAAGCUGAGCUGUGUGACCCCUGUUCGGUCCUGUUCCUUCUACGCUACUUCCAGCACGUUCCAGCCGUCAUUCGUGUUCACCAUGGGCUGGGAAACUGUCCUGUACAGCGUUCUAGCUGGGGUGGUCACAGCGCCGAUUCUGAUCAAGCUGUUCUACCCGCAUUUCCUCACGGACGCCAGGUUCAUCCUCAAGUCCCUCCCUAUCACCAAACUGGAGAGGAACAUCAAGAACAAUGUGUCCAUCAUCACCCGUUUCAUCCAGCAGGCUGCAGCCCGACCGGACAGGCGGUUCCUCAUGUUCGAGGAGGAGGUGUACACCUACAGGCAGAUGGACCGGUGGUCUAACAGGGUCGGACACUUCUUCCAUGGGCAGGGGCCGCGCGCAGGUGAGACAGUCGCCAUCUUCAUGCUGAACGAGCCAGCGUACCUGGCCGUGUUCCUGGGACUGUCCAAGCUGGGGACGACCAGCGCCUUGCUCAACAGCAACCUCCGGUCCAAGUCGCUCCUCCACUGUUUUAACGUCAGCGGGGCCAAGAACCUGAUUGUGGGGAAAGAGGAAGCUCUCAGAAGCGCCAUCUUGGAGAUUCUGCCAGAACUGCAGCAGCAGGGUGUAACAGUGUGGGUCCUGGGUGACCAGGUCCAGGAGAAUGGGCUGCUGCCAUUGGAGGAGAGGGUGGAAGCAGCAUCUGGUGAACCAAUCCCAGAAGAGCUUAGAGCAGACAUCAAAAUGAAAGACAUUAUGGCAUACAUCUACACCUCAGGCACAACAGGUCUCCCCAAGGCAGCCAAGGUGUCCUAUGCGCGGAUGGUGUACGCUAGCAUGUUCUUUGGCCUGAGUGGAGCUACAAAAGAUGAUGUAGUGUACUGUGCCCUGCCCCUGUACCAUAGUGCAGCCCUGUGUAUAGGAUUGGCAGGAACAGUAGAAACAGGCUGUACCUGGGUGCUGAGGAGGAAGUUUUCAGCCUCCAAGUUCUGGGACGACUGCAGGAAGUACAACGUGACGGUGGUGCAGUACAUCGGGGAACUGCUGCGCUACCUCUGUGCUCAGCCAAAACGAGCGAAUGACAAGGAUAACCAGGUGUGGGGCGCGCUGGGUAACGGUCUUCGUCCCGAGGUCUGGUCGGAGUUCCAAGAGAGGUUCGGUGUCAGCGAUGUGGUGGAGUUCUACGCUGCAACGGAAGGAAACGUCGGCUUCGUCAAUGUUCUCCAGAAGUUUGGCGCUAUCGGGUACGCCUCUCCUCUGAUGAGGAAAUUACGACCGUGCAACUUCGUGAAGUACGACGUGGCGACUGGAGAGCCUAUCAGGGAUGAGAACGGGUGGUGCAUCGAGACCAAGCCAGGUGAGAACGGCCUGGUGAUCGCGCCCAUCACACAGAGGACGUUUUUCGACGGCUACGCGGGGAAGAAGGCCCUGAGUGAGAAGAAGAUCCUGCGUGACGUCUUCAAGAAGGGAGACGGCUACUUCAACAGCGGAGACGUUCUGUUCAUGGACACAGACUACUUUGUUUACUUUGUAGACAGACUCGGAGACACGUUCAGAUGGAAGGGAGAGAACGUGGCGACCACCGAGGUGAGCCAGGUCCUGUCGGAACAUGAACCCAUCCAGGAGGCGAACGUCUACGGAGUCAAAAUACCAGGUUAUGACGGGCGGGCGGGAAUGGCGUCGAUAAUAGUCCGUCCCGACCACAGCCUGGACCUCCCUAAGUUGUACGAGCACGUCGCACAGUACCUCCCGCCCUACGCUGUCCCGCGAUUUCUCCGGAUGCAACAAGCCAUCGAUGUUACUGGGACCUUCAAACAGAAGAAGGUCGCGUCUGUAGAAGAGGGCUUCGACCCACGGCAGGUGAGUGACCCCCUCUACUUCAUGGACACCAGCAGUAAAACCUACCGACCUGUAGACCAGGACUUGUACGACAAGAUCAUCAAGGGAGAGGUGACCGUCAACUGAUGAACUAGACAUGCCAUACUGUAAAUGCAUUUAAGUUCGCGGGGAUUUAAUAUCGCGGUAGCGGGAAAAAGGACUUUUGCUAACAUUUCGAUGUCUCUCAGAUACCUUCCUCAGAGCUUUUGACUGAAGUUCUGCUUCUUGCCGCAAUUUGUAGCCAAUGUUUACUAUAGGUGGCGCUUAUGCAAAGAGAACACAAUCCCAAACGUGGCUGAGUUUACAUGUAUAUCCCCCCUCAUGAGAACAAAUUGGAUGUGUAAAAGAAUUCUCCGAUAUUCUAGAAGCACAAUGAUACUAUGGUAUUUAUUGUAGAAUUUGGAAUGACAAAAAUUAGAAGCCCUAAUUAGCUUGGUGACCAAAUGACCAACAUUUUUGGUGACAAAAUUGCUGACAAAUAGACCUAUUUUCAUCUUUUUGUUGGAAAUCUGCACAAUGAUCUAGGAGGACCAAAAAAUUAUGAUGAUAAAAAAGACUUUUGAGGGGAUAAUAUUUUUGGCCUCAAUAUAUCAUUUAAGACAUUUAUUGACAGAUUAUUAUUAGUACUAUAAAUGAUAAACAGACAAGGCAGCUUUUUUGCAGUUAUUGCAGAUAGCCUAAAAAGCUUGGUUUAUUUUCUGUUGUAAUGUACAUGUAGAUAGGAGUAAAUAUGGUGUAAGAAAUUUAAAGUAAUUUUCUAGCCAACAAAAAUAAGAUGUAAAUUUCAGAUACUACUGUAAAUCUUGAAAAUGUGGUUUUGCUUUUGUCAUUUAUUUCUGUAUGCAAUCUCCAGCCAUGAAAUCAUAACACUGCAAAAAUGUGAUUUGCCAUUAUGAUAAUGAUUCUACUUUACUUCAGAAUUCUUUCAACUACAAACCUCAAACACUGUGAAAACAUCUGUUAUCCAAAAUCAUGAAAUAAAACCACUGUACAGCAAAAGUCAUUCAUUAACAGUGCCACUAUUACAAUUCUGCAUGAUGUAUAUUUUUUACAUGCUGCAUUUUGCAAGUAGAUAAAUGUAUGCUGGGCAAUGGUUAGCCUAUUGAGCAAUGCAAUUUUUGUACCUUGUAUUUUGUCUACCUCUAAAGAAUCAGAAAAUAGUAAAUUUGGCUCGCCUAAUAUAAUUAUAAGGGGAGUGACAUUCAUUUAGGUACCACUUUGUUUCUGUAUUGGAACUCUGGUUGUGAAUUUGCUAAAACUUUGGUGCUUUUAUCAUGGUGGUAAAUUUUACACUUUCUGUACAUUUAUACAAAUGUAUAUCAUUGCCAAUGCAUCUAAUGAGACUCCUUAGAAAUGUGUCAUAUUUGUCUCUUUGCGUUUUAAGACGUCAUGCAGUAACUGACCAUGUGCCAUGCAGAUAUCUCCACCCUUCCACUUCCCAAUACACUAGAGGGACGACUGAGAAUUAACAGUAUUGCAGAUUACUUUGUGCUAAUCAUGAAUAAUUGUGUACAAAAAAACAAGCCAAAUCAUGUCAUUGAUAAGGUCAUAUUCUAUUAUGGGAUGUAGAACAUUUAUCUUUUUCACAGAAUAUCUUUUUUU